UCCUUCGUCUCCAUCUCGCCGCCCUCAAAACCACCGCUGCAUCCAACGGGCCUCAAACAACCCGCUCACCGACCAUCCCUCCAUCGCCCAAACCGCCUCCUGCACUAGCAAUGGAUCUCCAGCCAACCUCGCGGGCUCUUCGUCUGCUGACGGCCGCGGUGCUCUCCGCGACCCUGUUUGCGCUGUUCCCGUUUGCCACCUCGGCCCUGAAGAAUGGGACUGGCCUGCCGAACGAAAUCUCGCUGAUCGUCAGCAACGUCUGGAGUCUCUGUACUCUGGCCGACUACAUUACCGGAAUGAGUCUGGUUCUGCCCUAUCUUGUCUGUCUUGGCCCGACACCCUGGACAGGAACACUCUGGUGCAUCCUGGAGCUGCUGCUGGGCACCCCGGUGCUGCUGAUCCGCGGCAUCGCUCGUCUGGCUCUGCAUUCCACCGUCGCCGAGGCCAUUGUGCCGUUCGCAGCGGGCACGGCCACCUCGCCCAACCGGCCCGGCACGGUGCUGCUGCGAUGGAGCGCCGGACUCUUGGCCGUUGUCUUCACCGGGGUCUGCAGCUAUGCCCUGGCCACGGAGUCGAUCUCGGUCGGCUGGGGCUUCAUCCGGACGCAUCCGUCCUCGCUGCUGCUGUUUGCCCUGCAGCUCUCAGGCGUCUUGUUCACGGCCAUGUACAUCUGGAUCCGCGAGCGAAACAACCUGUGGAUGGCGAUUCCGACACUAAUCCUGCUCGUCUUUCUGGGUAACGUUGUGACGGCUGUCUAUGUCCUCCUGGCAAGCAUCGGAGCAACCUCGGUCCAGGAUGCGCUCUUGGUCCGCAGAAGCGUUCUUGGACGCAGCCGCCGGUUCUACUACGAGCAACUUGACGAGGAGUAGCCAGCCAGCCAGCCAGCCAGCCAGCCUCGACCGGGAUGAGAUCCGUCCCUUGCUUGCUGCGGAACGAGGCCGCAUACCUCGCCAGUGGUCGACCGCACGGUCUCGGCCUGGAGUUCUUUGCAGCUGUGGUUCUCACCAUUGCUUCUUGAAUAUACAUCGUGUUGAGAAAAA
Polychytrium aggregatum is the source of this 1040-nucleotide messenger RNA. RefSeq lists its product as uncharacterized. Bases 111 to 869 code for a protein of 252 amino acids. The record is from RefSeq and is a predicted model, not a curated record. NCBI's taxonomy places the organism in Eukaryota, Fungi, Chytridiomycota, Chytridiomycetes, Polychytriales. The transcript has 3 exons.